AUGACCCGAAGCUGCGGACCCUCCAGCCCUGCCCUCGCCCUGGUGCUGCUGGCUGUGCUGCUGGGUGGUGUAGCCCGGGCCGCGGAGAUAGUGGGCGGGCGGGAAGCCCAGCCCCACUCGCGCCCCUACAUGGCGUCGCUGCAGCUGUUGCCCGGCAGACACUUCUGCGGGGGGACCUUGAUCCACCCGCGCUUCGUGCUGACCGCAGCCCACUGCCUGAGCAACUUGAACCCGUUGCGGGUGCGCGUGGUGCUCGGGGCCCACAGCCUGCAGACCUCCGAGCCCACCAAGCAGAGGUUCCGCAUCAGCCGCCUGUUUGAGAACAGCUACGACCCAAAGGAGAAGCUGAAUGACGUCCUCCUCCUGCAGCUGGACCGCCCGGCCACCCUCAACGCCCAGGUUGCGGUGGCCCAGCUCCCCCAGCAGAACCAGCUGCUGCCCCACGGCACCCAGUGCCUGGCCAUGGGCUGGGGCCGCCUGGGCACCUUUGAGCCGCUGCCCCAGGUCCUGCAGGAGCUCAACGUCACCGUGGUCACUUUCCUGUGCCGGCCACAGAACGUGUGCACCUUUGUGCCCCGACGCAGCGCUGGCAUCUGUUUUGGGGACUCGGGCGGCCCCUUGAUCUGCGACGGUGUCAUCCAGGGCGUGGACUCCUUUGUGAUCCGGGGAUGCGCCACCCGCCAGUACCCCGACUUCUUUGCUCGCGUCUCCCUCUACGUAGACUGGAUCCGCUCGGUGCUGAGCAACGCGGGGGGCGAGGACGGCCCCUGA
Physeter macrocephalus (sperm whale) is the source of this 771-nucleotide messenger RNA. RefSeq names its product proteinase 3 (gene PRTN3). The transcript has 5 exons. Gene Ontology annotation, molecular function: serine-type endopeptidase activity. The record is from RefSeq and is a predicted model, not a curated record. Gene Ontology annotation, biological process: proteolysis. The coding region runs from base 1 to 771 and encodes 256 amino acids. Lineage: Eukaryota; Metazoa; Chordata; Mammalia; Artiodactyla; Physeteridae.